Aspergillus ochraceoroseus IBT 24754 is the source of this 1137-nucleotide messenger RNA. RefSeq lists its product as uncharacterized. Bases 1 to 1137 code for a protein of 378 amino acids. Gene Ontology annotation, molecular function: dioxygenase activity. The transcript is spliced from 2 exons. Lineage: Eukaryota; Fungi; Ascomycota; Eurotiomycetes; Eurotiales; Aspergillaceae. The record is from RefSeq and is a predicted model, not a curated record.
AUGGUGGGCUCUAUCGGGGGUUCUCACCACGACCCGCAGCUAGCAGCUGCCGUUUCCAGCAAUGAAGCAGCCGACAUGAUUACUCUGGACUACUCGAAGCUGCUCGGGUCUCCUACUGAGCGGCGCGAGGCACUUGGCCAGCUUGACCACGCCUUUCAGACCUACGGUUUCAUCUACCUUGCAAAUCAUAGCAUCUCGCAGGCACUUUUCGACGAAGCAUUUGAAUGGAUAAGUCCCCCAUCAUGUCCACGCUUCUUCGAUCUCGAAUCUAGCACCAAGAACUUGAUUGCUCGUCCGCUCAGUAGCGCGUUGGAAGACCACACAGGGUACGCAGAGUACGGAGUCGGACACAUUAGCCAGCUGGUCUUCGAAGACAAGGAGGUGGAAACCCACCAGGCCGCGUCCCCCGACCACAAGGAAACGCUGGAAAUAGGCAACCCGCAUGAAGGGCCCAGUAGUGGCACGAAUCGCUGGUUGCCGGAGGAUAUCUUUCCAGGGUUUCGCAAGUUCUAUGAGGUGUGGUGGAACGCAUGCACCGAAGUAGAGAAAUCCCUCCGGCAGGCUCUCUGCGCGAUUCUCGACAUCGAACCCGACAGCCUCUGUCGGAAACAGACCCUCAACUUCGGCCAUGUGAGCUUUCUUCACUACCCAGCCAUGGUCCUGCAGCCGCAAAGCGGGGGGGAAGCGCGGCGACUUAACGCCCACACAGACUACGGCGUUUUAACGCUUGUCUUCCAGGACGCCGUCGGUGGAUUAGAGGUCCACGACGGACAUGUUUUCAGACCAGUCAUACCCAAACCCGGAACGAUCGUUGUAAACCUUGGCGAUAUGCUGGAACGACAAUCGAAUGGGCGGUGGAAAAGCGCGUUGCACCAGGUGGUUGCUCCUAGGAAGGAGACGAUGCAGGAGGGGUUUGUGACCGCGAAGGCUGUUCUAGACAGGUACUCAAUCGCGUAUACCGGAGCCGUGGACCCAGAGGAGAUUAUUGAGACAUUGCCGGGAUGCGAGGUGCCAGGACGGUGGAAGCCGAGUAUGGCUGACUGGGACAGGGAGAAACCGGUAACUUCAUACGAGUGGCUGCAGAAACGAGUGGCCGCAGAAUACUUUCAGGGUUCGGAGGGGUCAAAUGAAGGAUAG